Molecule: messenger RNA, 1520 nt
Organism: Phytophthora nicotianae INRA-310
Lineage: Eukaryota; Oomycota; Peronosporomycetes; Peronosporales; Peronosporaceae
Exons: 1
Coding region: 325-1215 (296 amino acids)
Biological process (GO): transmembrane transport
Source: RefSeq, a predicted model, not a curated record
UAAAACUGAUCUGUCAAUGGCCUAAAACGUAGAUACAGACUCGGUAUCUUCAGUUUAGGCUAUACACAAAAGAAAGCUGGCUUUGCCAGUCUAACGUGUGUAUGCGCUCAAGUUUUGUUUCAGACAACAACAGGAGGCUUCAUGCAGUCGGAGGCAAGUUGUCAGGACGUUUGUGGGCAGCAAACGCCACAUGGGCGCAUGGCUGGCAAAUGAACGAUCGUUUUUCAACUGGCCGCUGAAUAUCAGUAGUCCCGUCCCUGCAUCCAACGUUUGGACGGCUUUGGGCUUCGGGAGAGUUCAUUUGUCUCCCCUCCAUCGUCGGUCAUGGCAGCCACCGCCACGCCGACGCACGCGCCCAAGUGGAACGUCAAGCAGCUCCAGCAAAUGGCAGCAGGCGGCGGCGCUGGCAUUGUGGCCAAGACGGUGGUGGCUCCAUUCGAGCGUGUCAAGAUCGUGUGCCAGACGGGCGAGAGCGUAGGCAUGUUGCAGACCACACGCAGCAUCUUCGUGAGCGAGGGCGUGUUUGGCUUCUGGCGUGGCAACAUGGCGGCUUGUGUGCGUGUGGUGCCUCAUAAGGCUGUUCUUUUCGCCUUCUCUGACUUCUACAAGGACGUUUUCCGGUCUAUGGACCCGUCGGGACAGCACAAACUGCCGGCCUGGGGGCCGUUCGUGUCCGGGUCUUUGUCGGGCUUCACGGCGUCUAUCAUCACGUACCCGUUGGACCUCAUUCGUACGCGCGUAUCGGGUCAAAUUGGGGCGAAUCUGGUCUACAGCGGCAUCGCCCAUACGUUCAUGAGGACAUUGAGGGAGGAAGGACCUCGUGCUCUUUUCCGUGGUAUCGGCCCCACACUUUUCGGAGCGCUGCCUUAUGAAGGCAUCAAGUUUGGGAGCUAUGACAUUCUCACGAGUCUUUUACCCGAAGAUAUCGACCCCAAGGCGGAUUUUGCUGGUAAAAUCCUGUGUGGAGGAGGAGCAGGAGUGCUCGCCACGAUCUUCACGUACCCGAACGACACAGUGAGGCGACGACUGCAGAUGCAGGGAGCAGGAGGAGCCGCCAGGCAGUACAAGAACGCGUGGGACUGCUACGUCAAGUUGGCGCGGAACGAAGGCUGGACGGUGUAUUACAGAGGGCUUACACCCACACUGGUACGAGCUAUGCCCAAUAUGGGCGUCCAGUUCGCAACCUACGACUUCCUCAAAAGCUUCAUUGAUUGACGGAAUUUAGAAAUGCAUGUUUGAGGUAAAAUGCACGUUUCUAAAACUUUAUGAGGCUUCACUGUUCUCGUCGUCCGCUGCGAUCAUCGCAGUAGCGAGCUCCUGUUCGUCGUCGGUUAAUACGCCCUUUAGAGUGGAUAAAUCCUUCUGAAAGACCGUCUUGACGACUGAUUCCAGUGCUGCACGACGGUGUGUUUCUCGCUUAACGUCAGUACUGAACCGCUCCAUGAGACUCGGACGCGUUGCUGCAGCUACUAAGAGCUUCUCCUUAUUGCGAGCGAUCGCCUCUUUAAAUUGUUGUCGUU